AGGGAGACACAGAAUCUGAAGCAGGUUCCAAGCUCUGAGCUGUCAGCAGAGCCCAACAUGGGGCUUGAACUCAUAGACCACAAGAUGAUGACCUGAGCUGAAGUCAGACACUUAACCAACUGAGCCACCCAGAAGACCCUGUUUUUGUUUCUUUUGUUUAUAGGCAGUAAGAUUUAAAUUUAGUACUUCUCAAUAUAUCUGAAACUUAUGUACUGUCUGCUUUUUAAAUCACCUGUAAAGGGGCAUCUGGGUGCUUCAGUCAGUUAGGUGUCCAACUCUUGAUUUUGGCUGAGGUCAUGAUCUCAUGGUUUGUGAGAUCAAGCUCCACCUCGGGCUCUGUACUGUCACUGCAGAGUCUGCUUGGGAUUCUAUCUCUUGCUUUCUCUCUGCCCCUCCCCUGUUCACACACACGCAUCUUCACUCCCACUCUCAAACAAACUUUUAAAAACUUGUCUGUAAGGUAUUCUUAAUGGACAUUUUUUAAAGGAAAUGUUAUUUUUUUAGCACAAAUUAACUGAGCAUAUCUUACAUUUAAAAUGUGUUGGUAGUUGCAGAGGAUUUAUAAAAGUGAAUAUGAUACACAGAUGCCCUCAAAUUGUGGUUUUUUUGAAGGAGGGUAAAUUUUUGUUUACUAAGUAUUAUAAACAUAGAAAAAAACAAAACAUAAAAAUGGGUAGUAUUACAUAUUGUGUAUAGUCCAUUACAUACAUAUGAAACAAGUAAAAUAAGUAUCUUAUAGUCAUUAGAGAACCAUAAAGAUACAGAUAAAAUAUCAUGGGGAUUCACUGAGAGAAGAAAUAAUUUCCAUCUCAGCAAAUCAACUUAAGGUUUUAUGGAAUUAUUCAUAAAAUGAAUUCAUUAGAAAAUUAAAGUUAGAAGUUUGACACAUUUUAUAGAGUAUACUGUUUAUAAAGGCUUUGUCUGUUUUUAAAUGUUUUAUUCAUUUUUGUGAGAGAGAGAAAGCACAAGCGGGAGAGACAGAGAAACUGAAGUGGGCUCUGUGCUGACCACAGAGAGCGGAUAUGGGGCUCAAACUCAGGAACACGAGAUCAUGACCUGAGCCAAAGUUGGAUGCUCAACCACUCAACCAACUGAGCCACCCUGGAGUUCUAAGGCUUUGUCUUUUUUAUUAAAUAAAAUGGCUUACAUUUUUGAGUUUAGAAGACAGAAGGUAUCCAUCAUACUUGGCACCCGAGGUAAUUGCACAAGGAAUUGUCAAAAGCACUGAUCAUAUGCCAAGUGAAAAACCAUUGCCUUCUGGCCCCAAAUCAGAUGUGUGGUCUCUUGGAAUAAUUUUAUUUGAGCUUUCUGUGGGAAGAAAAUUAUUUCAAAGCUUGGAUAUUUCUGAAAGACUAAAAUUUUUGCUUACAUUAGAUUGCGUAGAUGACACUAUAAUAGUUCUGGCUGAAGAACAUGGUUGUCUGGACAUUAUAAAGGACCUUCCUGAAAAUGUGAUAGAUCUUUUGAAGAAGUGUCUCACCUUCCACCCUUCCAAGAGGCCAACUGCAGAUGAAUUAAUGCAGGACAAGGUAUUCAGUGAAGUGUCACCUUUAUAUACUCCCUUUACCAAACCUGCCAGUCUGUUUUCAUCUUCUCUAAGAUGUGCUGAUUUAACUCUGCCUGAGGAUAUCAGCCAGCUGUGUAAAGAUGUAAACAGUGAUUACCUGGCAGAAAGAUCUAUUGAAGAAGUAUAUUACCUUUGGUGUUUAGCUGGAGGUGACUUGGAGAAGGAGCUUGUCAACAAGGAAAUCAUUCGAUCCAAACCACCUAUCUGCACACUUCCCAAUUUUCUCUUUGAAGAUGGUGAAAGCUUUGGGCAAGGUCGAGACAGAAGCUCACUGUUGGAUGACACCACUGUGACAUUGUCAUUAUGCCAGCUAAGGAAUAGAUUAAAAGAUGUUGGUGGAGAAGCAUUUUACCCACUACUUGAAGAUGACCAGUCUAAUUUACCUCAUUCAAACAGCAAUAAUGAGUUGUCUGCAGCUGCCACUCUCCCUUUAAUCAUCAGAGAGAGGGACACAGAGUACCAGCUAAACAGAAUCAUUCUCUUUGACAGGCUGCUAAAGGCUUAUCCAUAUAAAAAAAAUCAAAUCUGGAAGGAAGCACGAGUUGACAUUCCUCCUCUUAUGAGAGGUUUAACCUGGGCUGCUCUUCUGGGAGUUGAGGGGGCUAUCCAUGCCAAAUACGAUGCAAUUGAUAAAGACACUCCAAUUCCUACAGAUAGACAAAUUGAAGUGGAUAUUCCUCGUUGUCAUCAGUACGAUGAACUGCUGUCAUCACCAGAAGGUCAUGCAAAAUUUAGGCGUGUAUUAAAAGCCUGGGUCGUGUCUCAUCCUGAUCUUGUGUAUUGGCAAGGUCUUGAUUCGCUUUGUGCUCCAUUCCUAUAUUUAAAUUUUAAUAAUGAAGCCUUGGCUUAUGCAUGUAUGUCUGCUUUUAUUCCCAAAUACCUGUAUAACUUUUUCUUGAAAGACAACUCGCAUGUAAUACAAGAGUAUCUGACUGUGUUCUCUCAGAUGAUUGCUUUCCACGAUCCAGAGCUGAGCAAUCAUCUCAAUGAGAUUGGAUUUAUUCCAGAUCUCUAUGCCAUCCCUUGGUUUCUCACCAUGUUUACCCAUGUAUUUCCACUGCACAAAAUUUUCCACCUCUGGGACACCUUACUCCUUGGGAACUCCUCUUUCCCAUUCUGUAUUGGAGUAGCAAUCCUCCAGCAGCUUCGGGACCGGCUUUUGGCUAAUGGCUUUAAUGAGUGCAUUCUUCUCUUCUCUGAUUUACCAGAAAUUGACAUUGAACGCUGUGUGCGAGAAUCAAUCAACCUCUUUUGUUGGACUCCUAAAAGUGCUACUUACAGACAGCAUGCUCAACCUCCAAAGCCAACUUCUGAUAGCAGUGGAGUCAGAAGUUCAACACCUUUUUUCUCCACUGAGUGUCCAGAUCCUCCGAAAACAGAUUUGUCAAGAGAAUCCAUCCCAUUAAAUGACCUAAAGUCAGAAGUAUCACCCAGGAUUUCAGCAGAGGACCUGAUUGACUUGUGUGAACUCACAGUGACAGGCCAUUUCAAAACACCCACGAAGAAGACAAAGUCCAGUAAACCAAAGCUCCUGGUAGUUGACAUCCGGAACAGUGAAGAUUUUAUUCGGGGUCAUAUUUCAGGCAGCAUCAACAUUCCAUUCAGUGCUGCGUUCACUGCAGAUGGAGAGCUUACCCAGGGCCCUUUCACUUCUGUGCUCCAGAGCUUCAAAGGGAAGGUCAUUGUCAUCGUGGGGCAGGUGGCAAAGCACACAGCAGAGUUCGCAGCUCACCUUGUGAAGAUGAAAUAUCCAAGAAUAUGUAUUCUCGAUGGCGGCAUUAAUAAGAUCAAGCCAACAGGCCUCCUCACUGUCCCGUCUCCUCAAAUAUGAAGAACCAAGAAAGAGUGUGAUAGUCAAAAGGACAGAGUGGUAUCAGCCCCCAACAGCACAACUCUUCACAGCCUUACCUCUCUUCGACAGAACUAGACUUCCAGAUUGUUGCAUUUCCAUAAAGUUUUGUCAUGAAACAUUUUUUUAAAUCUCAUAACCCACAUGCUCAGCUAUCCAGGCAAUAAACUUGACUGUACAUGUA
Molecule: messenger RNA, 3600 nt
Organism: Neofelis nebulosa (Clouded leopard)
Lineage: Eukaryota; Metazoa; Chordata; Mammalia; Carnivora; Felidae
Gene: TBCK
Product: TBC1 domain containing kinase
Exons: 22
Coding region: 1233-3398 (721 amino acids)
Biological process (GO): protein phosphorylation; activation of GTPase activity
Molecular function (GO): ATP binding; GTPase activator activity; protein kinase activity
Source: RefSeq, a predicted model, not a curated record